Messenger RNA from Anopheles aquasalis, 3952 nucleotides. RefSeq lists its product as uncharacterized. The record is from RefSeq and is a predicted model, not a curated record. NCBI's taxonomy places the organism in Eukaryota, Metazoa, Arthropoda, Insecta, Diptera, Culicidae.
UACGCGGAAUCCAGGAUGAUCAAACGGGUGCAAUUUAGUGCACUACGCUAAUAUUUAUAAAAGUAUACCUCAUACAACCCGUACCUACUUUUCGUUGAACCAUGGCCAACAAAGCGAACAAGGAUGGUGUGAACUUCCAGCAACACCUGUACUACUACCAGAUCGGUCUGUGCCACCAGCAUAAAGAUCGUGAAUACUCCAUCCUGUAUGAAGGCAACGAUAGAGUCUACAAGGCAUUCGAUGAUGUUAUUCUGAAGGAGGAAGGUCCCACACCCGGACUUUACUUCUUUCAGGCAAAGCAGGUACAGGAUUCUAACAAAGUUAUGUCGCUGGACGAUGUGUUCGACAUGACGAAAGGUAUUGUAAAGUAUAUGGACUCGUACAGCACUUACCUUGAGUCCGAACAGUGCCGAAAGGAUGGUACUCCGAACGAAGCAAUCUACUGGACUUCUCAAGGGGUCCACGUAAAAACAACCCAACAGUAUCUACAGCUUUGCCCAGACACGCGAUUACCCCUGCAAUCGGCGGGUCCGGCCAUCAAAAAGUAUCGGAUCAAAGACUGGAAAACGCUGCUACUGUUGGACAUCGCUUGGAAAUGGGCAAAAAUCUGUAAGUCGAAACCAGAUGCUAACCUGACUGUUGCGGAGUACAUCUGCGACGCGGUCGCCAGUGCUCUAGCUGCCGAAGUAUUGGAAAUCGGAGAAGAUAACAAAGUGAAAUUCUGCGAAGGGUUCCUGUUGGGGAAAUCAGAAUAUCUAGCAUCCGUGUCGGAUAAAGUGCGAUCGUUUCAAGAACAGUUUCAAAUGGCCUGUAAAAUGCAGCAGAAGAAAGAUGAAUUCGAUAUAACAAGUUUCAAAGAAGUUUCCUAUGAGUUGGAACUAUUUGGACUCAAAUCGAGUGAUAAGAAAGCGGAUGCUGUCCAGUUCGAGCACAAGAGCUUGGAUGAAGUUAAACUAGAACAGUUUUUUCGUGCCUUUCGAUACUACACGGAAGUGCCGAAAGGAGAAGAAAUGCUCAAAAUAGUAAAUGCUUUAUUCAACGGUGAUUUUGAGGAGAGGCUGUUUGAAGCCCAUCUCAUUCCGAAACCAACUUCGAACAAGAAGACUCAGACAGAUCAAUACUUUAGCCGUGGGGAUGUGAAUUCUUUGAUUGAGAUGAUAAAACUUAAAAAUCUGUAUAUUGCACCAAGAAUCUCGGGAGUAACGUUCAGCAAAGAAAGCCUGCUCGAACUACGGAAGUACCUUGAGGAAUUCGCAGAUCAAAAGGAAGGAGAUCGUAUGCUAGACAUAUAUGCGCCUUACGUUCUAGAGUGGACCGCCUAUCGUGUAGAAAAGGAGCUACUCAAAUUUUGCACGUGCAUAGUGAUAAAGGAUAAAGAUUUGGCAAUGUUAAGCGAAAAGUUGAACCUAAUUUUAGAGACACACAUCGCAGGUGAACUUAGCACUAUAGUAGUGUUAGACAUGGACUCAUCUGAUAUGGAGGACACGAAAAAAUUGCUUCAAAAAGUGAAACGAAUUAUCCGCAUAUCAUCUAACUUGGUAUCAUCGAGUUCAAUCUUUCAAGAUAAGCUCUUGGAACAACACGUCGAAAUGGACUUUGAUCAAUUUAGUCACAUCAACAUGAUACUAGACGACAAAACACUACCGAAUGUAACUAAUAUCCGUAAAGACGAAUUCAAAUCCGUCGAAAAACGUGCCGAACUGUAUCAGAUACAGCAGAUUGUCAUGAAAUCCGAUCUGUAUAUGCCAGAAGAGCGCUUUUACAUCCAACGUAAAUUGACGGAUGAUAGCAAGUGUGAGAUAACGUACGAACAAUUGAAAGGUGAAAGGCAGCAACGGGUCACAGUCAUAGUCGAUACGGCCGGUCAAGGAAAGACGAUCGAGCUUUUGCGAAUCGCAAGAUAUCUAAACGAAGGCGACGGUAUCUGUUUAUUCUUUAGAGCCAGAACGAUUGCAGACAAACUUAAGAGCGAUACGCCUGAAUCAUCUGUAUCAUUUAACGGAUGGGAUGAUUUUGUAAAACUGCUACAAAUCGAACCAUCGUCUGAUGUUGUUAAGAAUAUAGUGGCACAGUGUUUGGAACAGAACGAACAGCUGUACGUUCUCGUAGAUGGACUCGAUGAAAUAGUGGAAUCCUUCCAAGAUCAUGUUAUUGCCGUCAUCAGAAAACUAAUUGCUUUAAAACCAUUAACGGUUAUCAUUGCGGCGAGAACGGAAUUGAAACCAAAGCUUAAGGCAUCAUUCAAUCAGGCAGGUUUCUAUCAUCUAAACCAAUUCUCUUACCAAGCGUUCUUUCAGGAACUUUGGCUGAAUAAUAGCGCAGAACCGGCCACUGAUACUGUUCGAAAGAAUGUGGCUUUCUUUCUGAAACACUUUGAUACCAUUCUGAAGCGUGCUGGUUGUCAAUCCUUUCUCGAGGUGCCGCAACUGUGCACAAUUAUGGGAACGAUUUACAAGGAACGGAUUAAGAGAGAGAACUUUCUGCUUUACAACAACUACGAAAUAGGCUCCAUUUAUGACACAUUUAUCUCUUGCCAGUUUGAAAAUUUAAUUUCCCAAUCAUUCGAUAACCAGCUCGAGAUGCACGUGCUGGCAAUCGAGCUAAUGAAAACCUAUUUCGAUGAAAAUCAUGCCAAGCUAGCGUAUGAUAUCGAAUGUAACACCCAGUCUGGUGUACAACAAUAUUACAAACUCCCGCUUUUCGGCUUGGUCCGUCUAAAUCCUACCAUCAGCGAUAGAUCGAAGUGUGACGUUGAAUUCAUUCAUCGAACUGUGUUGGAGUACUUUUUGGUACGCUACUUUUUAACCCAUGAUGUAGAGGCAUCAUAUUUUGUUCAAUUCAUGAAGCGAUACUUCUGUGUGUCAAGGGCCAAUAUAGCAGAUAAAUUUAUCGAUUUCCUUCUGAGUGACGAAACGUUGUUAUGCAAAGGGACCCGUAGGAAAAUAAAUCGGUUCUUAGACCAGGAACCACAGCAGCUUGCAACAUACGUUCGUAUCGCUCUGAACAACGCCACAUUUAACACGUUGGGUCUGCUUCUCCGUGAGGCUCCUUCUGUCGCUGUGCAAAAUCUAGUGUUUCGUUUUGGCGGAAUCCAGGAUUCGAAAAAGGAAAUUGUAUCAAAUGAAAUCAAUCUGAAGCGACUCGGAGAAAGGCAGUUGUUGCUUUUGCUCGGCAUUCUUCAAAGAACAGAUUUUAGUGAGGCGCUAAUUUUAAAUUUGAUCCUCGAGAACGAUCUAAAUGAGGAGGAUAUCAUCGAGGUUGCUAUAAGGAAGCCGUUUCCCGAAGUUUUCGACAAGAUUAUGUUACUUAUUGGGGAUUUUCAAAAACAAAACGCUGCCACUUUCUCCAAAUACUUUACAUCCCGGCUAUCUCGUUACGUUCGCACUCUCGUAACUCACUGCUAUGUUUCAAGCGAGCAGCUGAUGGUAGAUACGAUAGCAACGAUGUGCUACGAGAAGAUGGAGGCAGACGUUGUUCGAAGGAUAUUGACGAAUUUCGAUUUGCUGGAUGAAGUUCUGUCGAGUAUUGAAACGGUUCCACAGGGUAAGCGCUUUAUAGAGGAGGCUCGUUGCGAUAUUUUGAAGAAAGUGCUAUCGUUUCUUGAAAUGUACCUGGAGAAAGAGGAUCUACGAUCACGCAAAAUCCAGCAUGCCGCAAAGGUUGCGACAUUGCAACAUGAAUCUUUUCAAGCCCUACUGGAGCACUGGUUGGAAUGAUAGAAAUGAGAUGGUAGUUGGUAGUAUUAUUAUAUUUAUACUUAAGAAUAACAUGGUAAUAGUUCGUUUAACUUAAUGAAACAAAUUCAAAGCGCAGCAUUCGGCCCGAACAAGAGUGCUAAGAGCUCAGACAACACCAAAAGAAAAAGGUCCUGAACAAAAUAUACACUUUUUCUUUAUACCGCGUUUGAUGUACUUUAUGAAGAAUGUUUAAUGAUGAAUAAAAUUCAUGUAAU